AUGCACUCGGCCAAACUGCUGACGAGGCCGUGGAUUGCCCACGUGGCAGAAUCUCCAAGUGCGACGCUUGGCCACCUCAGCAUCCCAUCAGGCCAGUUCAGCAGCACCCAGUCAACUGCGUAUUCGUCGUCGCUGUUGCUGCUAGAGAAGCUUCGCAGCAACUUUCACCGGCAGGUGCACGCGAGUAGCUUCCCCAAACACUACCAGUCACCGCCAAGGGUUCAGGGGUUAGGGUUUACCAUGACGAGACAUCAAAGUUUCGGGUUUAGCAGGAGAGGAAACAGCAGAGGGUUGGUAACCCCACCAGCAGCGGCAUUCGGGGCGACAGGCAAUCGGCUUCUAGCUGCUGCAGCUGGGUCUGAUAAACCCUUGCUGACCCGCAAGCUGACUUCCUUUUCAUUCUCCAGCAGCUCCCGCUCUCCCAAGGACUUGGAUGCAGAGAGGGAUGGGCAGCGGCAGGGGCAGGGGAAGGAGCAGGGACAGGGGCAGGGGGAGAGGCAGGGGAUGAGGCAGGUUCAAGUGCAGGCGGUGAGGGGAACGGAGGGGAUGGGGGAGGAGGCGCAGGGGGGUGGGGAACAGCGGCAGGGGCAGAGGAGAGCAACUGUGAGUGGUGCAGGAAGGGGGAAGGAGGUGGGGGGUGUGGAGGGAGGAGAGGGAGAGGAGGAGGCGGAGAGCGGGAGUGGGAGCACGAGAGCGGGAGAGAGUGGGAUCGAGAGCGGGCUUGAUAGCGGGAUUGAGAGUGGGCUGGAGAGCGGGAGUGAGAGUGGGUUUGAGACUGGGCUUGAGAGUGGGAGUGAGGGAGCGAGUGGAAAAGGGGCAGGGAGUGGCAACGGGGCAGCGGUGGUGGCAGUGGCAGCGGGCAAGGUGGAGGAGGUGGAGCUGCAUGAGGAGGCGGUGCAGUCGUAUGUGUCGUAUGCCAUGUCCGUCAUUGUCGGCCGUGCACUGCCUGACGCCAGGGAUGGGCUCAAGCCCGUGCACCGGCGCAUUCUCUACGCCAUGCACGAGCUGGGCCUGACGUCAUCCAAGCCUUUUCGCAAGUCAGCUAGAGUCGUGGGAGAG
Molecule: messenger RNA, 1059 nt
Organism: Closterium sp. Yama58-4
Lineage: Eukaryota; Viridiplantae; Streptophyta; Zygnematophyceae; Desmidiales; Closteriaceae
Source: the annotation of a GenBank genome assembly